Molecule: messenger RNA, 2027 nt
Organism: Hylaeus volcanicus
Lineage: Eukaryota; Metazoa; Arthropoda; Insecta; Hymenoptera; Colletidae
Gene: phtm
Product: cytochrome P450 306a1
Exons: 8
Coding region: 393-1907 (504 amino acids)
Biological process (GO): xenobiotic metabolic process
Cellular component (GO): cytoplasm; intracellular membrane-bounded organelle
Molecular function (GO): iron ion binding; oxidoreductase activity, acting on paired donors, with incorporation or reduction of molecular oxygen, reduced flavin or flavoprotein as one donor, and incorporation of one atom of oxygen; heme binding
Source: RefSeq, a predicted model, not a curated record
AAUAGCCUAUGGAUAGCGCCAAUGUUAGGAUCUUGACCUCCUGCCUCGGUUCAGGUAGAUGCGCUCGUACCUGACUACUUUGACCGUAAGGAUCUUUCGGGUGAGAAAAAUUCCUGGUUGGCGAAUGAGAUCCGUAGGGCUUCGAGACCAACACAAACGUACGCCAAAAGGUGAAAACGAACGAAGAGAAUUCGACCAGACGCCGAGGGACGACUGUCGUCAGCAAACGGGUGGCGGUCAGGCGUCAGGUAGCCGCGACGGUGGCGUCUGGGCCUCGGCAGAUUGUUUCGAUUCGUGCAGAGAAACUUAGCCGUUUGAAAUAUUCAGAAGGGAACGAAGCAACUGAAAGGGAACUUCGUCUAACCACGACAUAAAAGGGGCUACAACGGAAAAUGUUGGAGCCAGGGUUCGCGAUGAGUGUUGUCUACGCGAUCUCGCUCGCGUCCCUCUUUCUUCUCGCAUAUUUUUUCAUCAGAUAUCGUGAAAGAAUGCGUCAUCUCCCACCCGGUCCAUGGCAACUUCCGAUCCUUGGCUACCUUCCGUGGAUCGACGCAGAAAAACCGCACGAAACUCUCACGAAACUGGCCAGGACUUAUGGCCCUGUGUGCGGCAUUCGCAUGGGAAACGUCUACACCGUCCUGCUCUCGGAUCCGCGAAUAAUCAAGCAGGCAUUCGCGAAGGAUGCGUGCGCUGGCAGAGCACCGCUCUAUCUCACUCACGGAAUUAUGCAAGGAUACGGACUGAUUUGCGCGGAAGGCGACCGAUGGAGGGACCAACGGAAGUUCGUCAGUGUCUGUUUGAGAAAUUUCGGGAUGGUCAAGCACGAUGGACCGAAGAGGGACAGAUUGGAGAAGAGGAUACUGGACGCCGCGAACGAAUGCGUAUCGAAACUGCAGCAACGAUCGAGGAACGGGCCGAUCGAUCCUAUGGACACGCUUCAUCACUGCAUCGGCAACCUCGUCAACGAUCUCGUUUUCGGGAUAAAGUACGAGGAGGAUCAGCAGGUUUGGAAAUGGCUGAGACAUCUGCAGGAGGAAGGUGUCAAGCAUAUAGGCGUCGCUGGACCGCUCAACUUCUUGCCUAUACUCAGAUUCCUGCCGCGAUACGGAAAAACGAUCCAGACGAUCCUCGACGGGAAGGAGAAAACGCACCAGUUGUAUCGCGAAAUAGUUGACGAAUAUCGAGCUAGAAGCGCGUCGACAACCGUGGAGAAUGACAGCUUCUUGGCUGCGUUCGUUGAACAGAUGAGAAAGGAAAACGUCUUCGAGACUCGUCAUUUUACGGAACCACAACUUUAUCAUCUGCUCGCUGACCUUUUCGGCGCUGGAACGGAUACCACUUUGACGACGAUCCGCUGGUUUCUUCUUUACAUGGCUGCCCACCCGGAGGAACAGGAGAAGGUCCAAUUAGAGAUGGAUCGGUGCUUGGAGACCGGGGAAGAACCGACUUUAAAGGACAGAGACUCGAUGCCUCGCCUCGAGGCUGCUUUGGCUGAAGUGCAACGACUCAAAAGCGUCACACCACUCGGUAUUCCUCACGGGACGUCAGAGGAAACAGAAAUAGGCGAGUAUAUCGUGCCAAAAGGCACCAUGCUGGUCCCGUUGCAGUGGACUGUUCAUACCGAUCCUGCCUACUGGCAGGAUCCUCUCGAAUUUAAACCUGACAGAUUCCUGGCCGAGGAUGGAAGUUUCCGCAAACCGGAAGCGUUCUUUCCCUUCCAAAUUGGUAAACGCGUCUGCGUCGGCGAGGAAUUGGCCAGGAUGACGCUGUUCCUUUUCGCUGGAAGGGUGUUACGCUCGCUGAGCGUAUCGAUACCACCGAACGAGACCGUCGAUCUUGAAGGCGACUGCGGUAUUACGCUCUUCCCUAAACCUCACCGCUUGGCGUUCGUUACGCGACGCCGAUGAUCGACAGAAUCGUUUCUGUAAUUUCUACUUCCGCCUACUUUCACUAGUAGUUAUCGCGGGACAGUGACCAUUAAACGCUUCAUACAACAUUGUAAUUUUAUACUGAUCAAAUAAAUAUGU